AUGGCGCCGCUUGAACAGCAAUGGGUCAACGUCCAGCAAAAGACCUUCACCAAAUGGCUCAACAGCAAACUAAAGAUCCGGAGCGUCGAGAUCUCAGACCUCAUCACAGACCUCUCUGAUGGCAUCAUCCUGAUCCACCUCCUGGAGAUCCUCAGCAACGAGUCCCUCGGCCGAUACGCCUCGCGACCAAAGCUCCGUGUCCAAAAGUUUGAAAACGUCAACAAGUCACUCGACUUUAUUCGGAGUAGGAGGAUCCAACUCACAAACACUGGUGCUGAGGAUGUCGUCGACGGCAAUAGCAAGAUCAUCCUCGGUCUCAUAUGGACCCUCAUUCUCCGCUUCACCAUUAGCGACAUCAACGAAGAGGGUCUGAGUGCAAAGGAGGGUCUCUUGCUGUGGUGUCAGAGAAAGACGGCUUGCUACGACGAAGUCGAAGUACGCGACUUCUCCACAAGCUGGAACGAUGGAUUAGCAUUCUGCGCCCUGCUCGACAUUCACCGCCCCGACCUCAUCGACUACGAUAGCCUCGACAAGAAUGACCACCGCGGAAACAUGCAACUCGCUUUCGACAUUGCCUCCAAGGAGAUCGGCAUCCCCGACCUGCUCGAUGUGGAGGAUGUGUGCGACGUACCCAAGCCUGAUGAGCGAUCCCUUAUGACGUAUAUUGCCUACUGGUUCCACGCUUUCUCCCAGAUGGAACGAGUCGAAAAUGCCGGCCGAAGAGUAGAAAAGUUUGUGGCCAACAUGCAAGGAGCAUGGCAGAUGCAGAACGACUUUGAAAGGCGCAUGCGUGAGCUGCUAGGCCAGAUUGCUAAGCAGCAGUCACAGUGGGAGGAGGCCACGUUUGACGGGACAUAUGCCGAUGCAAGGGCCCAAUCUGCUGAAUUCACGGCAUGGAAGCGCAAGAACAAGCGGACAUGGGUUGCAGAGAAGUCGGACCUUGUUGGGCUGUUGGGUAACAUUAGGACCAAGUUGGCCACAUACCGAUUGCGACCGUACGAGCCUCCAGCAGAACUCAGCCUCGACGCGCUUGAUAAUGCUUGGUCGGGACUGAUGAAGGCCGAACGACGGCGCUCCCAGAUCAUCAACGAAACAAUCCGAGAUAUCAAGAAUGCCCUGCGAAAGUCUUUUGCUGACAAAGCAAACGACUUUGCUCUCGCCCUCAACACGCUAUCCACAUCGAUUUCUGCCCUCGAAGGCGAUGUCGAUGACCAACUCGAGCACACCAAGGAAAUUAGCAAGUCACUUGCACCACUGGACGAGUACUUGAAUCUUAUAGCGUCGAUUGAUGAACAGUGUGCCGAAGCAAAUAUCGAAGAAAACGACUUUACAACAUAUACAUACGAUGAACUCGAGUACGAGCUGGGUCUUGUCCGCAAUUCGGUGUCGAAAAAGCUCGCCUUCCUCGAGAACCAAAUGGUUGCCCGAAACAUGACCAACCUGACGCCCAUUCAAUUAGAAGAGUUCGAAUCCGUUUUCCGCCACUUUGACCGUGACGUCUCCAACUCGCUAGCAGAAUUGGAAUUCUCGGCGGCAUUGGCGAGUUUGGGCCUAGUCUACGACGAGGACGAAAUGCAUGAGAGAUUCCGUGAAACGAGCGGCGGCAAGGACUUUGUCACGUUUGAACAGUUUAUUCGAUUCAUGGUUGACGAGACUGAAGACCAAAACACAGCCGAGCAAGUCUUUGAGUCGUUUAGGGAAGUUGCCGACGGCAAGCCAUACGUCACAGAGCUCGACCUUCGGCACUCCCUUGUACCCGAUGAGGUCAUUGAUGACCUUCUUGCUACCAUGCCCGAGCACAAAGGCCCAGAUAUGCAAGAAGACCGCGAUAUUCCCAAAUUCGACUACAUCACCUAUAUGCAGCGAUACAUGGGCACUACCCAUACCAAUGGAGGUGGUGUUGAGCAAGUCAAUGGCGACUAG
Messenger RNA from Bipolaris oryzae ATCC 44560, 1923 nucleotides. RefSeq lists its product as uncharacterized. Gene Ontology annotation, biological process: muscle cell development; actin cytoskeleton organization. Gene Ontology annotation, molecular function: calcium ion binding; actin filament binding. The record is from RefSeq and is a predicted model, not a curated record. Gene Ontology annotation, cellular component: cell projection; Z disc; cortical actin cytoskeleton. The transcript has 5 exons. NCBI's taxonomy places the organism in Eukaryota, Fungi, Ascomycota, Dothideomycetes, Pleosporales, Pleosporaceae. Bases 1 to 1923 code for a protein of 640 amino acids.